This is a messenger RNA of Mesoplodon densirostris (Blainville's beaked whale), 4764 nucleotides long. It is a transcript of the gene GOSR1, whose product is annotated as golgi SNAP receptor complex member 1. The transcript has 9 exons. Gene Ontology annotation, biological process: vesicle fusion; endoplasmic reticulum to Golgi vesicle-mediated transport. Gene Ontology annotation, molecular function: SNAP receptor activity. The record is from RefSeq and is a predicted model, not a curated record. Gene Ontology annotation, cellular component: SNARE complex; cis-Golgi network; Golgi membrane. Bases 23 to 775 code for a protein of 250 amino acids. NCBI's taxonomy places the organism in Eukaryota, Metazoa, Chordata, Mammalia, Artiodactyla, Ziphiidae.
CGACUGACGUUGGACAACAAAGAUGGCGGCAGGGACCAGCAAUUACUGGGAAGAUCUCAGGAAACAAGCUCGACAGCUGGAAAAUGAGCUUGACCUGAAACUAGUUUCCUUCAGUAAACUAUGUACAAGUUACAGUCACAGCAGUGCCCGAGAUGGAAGACGCGACAGGUAUAGCUCUGACACAACACCCCUUUUAAAUGGAUCAAGCCAAGACAGAAUGUUUGAAACUAUGGCGAUUGAGAUUGAACAGCUUUUGGCAAGGCUUACAGGAGUAAAUGAUAAAAUGGCAGAAUAUACCAACAGUGCUGGUGUCCCCUCCUUGAAUGCGGCAUUGAUGCAUACAUUACAGCGACAUAGAGACAUACUGCAGGAUUAUACACAUGAAUUCCAUAAAACCAAAGCAAACUUUGUGGCAAUACGGGAAAGGGAGAAUCUCAUGGGAUCAGUACGAAAGGAUAUUGAGUCAUAUAAAAGUGGGUCUGGAGUAAACAACAGAAGAACUGAACUAUUUUUGAAAGAACAUGACCACCUUCGAAACUCAGAUCGUCUAAUAGAAGAGACAAUAAGCAUUGCUAUGGCAACAAAAGAAAAUAUGACUUCACAGAGAGGAAUGUUGAAGUCAAUUCAGAGCAAAAUGAACACUUUGGCCAAUCGUUUUCCUGCUGUGAACAGCCUUAUCCAGAGGAUCAACCUUAGGAAGCGGCGAGACUCACUCAUCCUGGGUGGUGUUAUUGGUGUCUGUACCAUCCUAUUGCUGCUGUAUGCUUUCCAUUGAUGAGACAUCUCCAGGGACUCUUGACAGCCACCACUUUCACACCCUGAUCGGAAUAAGAAAAAGUAGGAAGGAGAAGUUGACUGACCUGAUAAUUAGCCUGACCGGCAGGAUUAAUUCAAGACUGAUAGUGACGGACUCUGUGACGUGGUCAGGUUGAGCUGAAGUCACAGGUUUUCUGUGCUAUCUUUUCUAACACACGUUUCCUUCUGUUUUUAGUUUAAAAAUAAUAAUAAAUGUUUUCAGUUGCUUUUGUCUCCCGAAGAGGUAAGUAAACCCAUCAGAAACAGAGUUUCCGUGCCUCUGUGAAAGUGUUGAAGGCUGAUGACAAGCCCAGUCUUACAGCUGGAUUCUUCAGAAAACCAGGUUUCUCUAUAUCCAAAGACUGCUUUCCUUUCAGCCACCAGAUGGGGUUGUGAAAAAAUAGUUUUUGUCCUUUUUACACUCAUGAGAAAUCACAAGUCAUUUCUUGAUAAUCUAUGCUAUAAAUUUCUACUCUUUGUCCCCAACUCUUCCGGUAUUGAAGAAAAAUUACAUUUUUCACAGAAUCUUUGAGAUGCUCACAGACCAACUUCAACACAGUUGAGGUUGUCUGAAAUAGAAGACAAGUACUGCAAAAAAGCUUUUUUCUUUAUUUUAUUUUUUAAUCGUGCACACUCUGGGGUUAACUGUAUUCCUGGAAAAACAUCAAGAAUGACAGGCUUGUUUUUUGGUCAGUCACUGUUUUUUGUUAAUCUCUUCCAUUGGGUUAAUAUUUACUACUGUAAGAAAAUGAAAUCUCAGUUCUACCGUGACAAAAAGCCAAUGUCUGUCAUUGCAACUAUUCUUCAUCAUGUCAGGAUUAACACCGGCAACUGAGUGAGGGGAAUGCUUGGUUUUCAGUGAGAUCUCUUUAACAGGCCACAUGUAAAAAGACAGAGUGAGGGGUCAUCAUCAGAUAAUUCCAUUUGUAAGUGUUCCACAUUUAUGAGCAAAAGUUUAAGAACCACUGUCUGAUGUACCAGGAAUUCUGUGUUCUGUGAAAACCUAUUCAUUCCAAAUUUCUUAAGCUUUUUCAAACAUCCAGAGAAUGGCUUUAUUAUUGAAGGUGCAUAUAACAGAAUCUAUCUCUAUCUGCACCUGUCUUCUAUUAGCACCCUGGACAGUGACAAAAUUUUAAACCACCCACCAGAAUGCUUUUCAAGUUUAACCAUUUCUCAGUUUCUGUAAAUCUAUUACUUCUCUAACUGAACUACCACAAAUAGGCCGAAGACUUCCAACAGCUGUAUUCCUCACCAAGAAAGAAGGCUACUCUUCACCUUUGGAAUUUACUAUGGUAUUUAUAAUACUGGCUUAAGACCGUGCCAUGGGGAAUAAAAGGAUAUUAGCAUGUAGUUCUUAACUACAUCACAGAGUGUUGAUGGUGAUAUUCAGAUGAAUUUGAUUACAGGCUGAUGGGUAGACUAACCUCUGGUCUGGUGCAGAAACCGAGAGGUUUUUCGUGCUGGUGUCAAAGUUUCAUUAUGUUCUGGGUAAGAAGAGUGUUUGAUACAUUUUUUUAAACUAUGGGGUUUAUUUUUCUAAAUAUGGGUUGAUUGAUCAGUCAGUUGAUUGGGGAUGCCCUUAAAAGAAAGUUUAAGUUUUCCCAGUGUGAACCUUAACAGAUCAGAGAAAUAAGUUCAUUUAUUAAAUUCUCUGUUGGGAGAACAAAACUUCUCUCCCCUGACACUUUAUUAUCUUUGAUUUUUCAAAGGGUCUUGAUCGGUGGUUGUGCCUCAGCUAGAAUUUAUGGGACUUUGGUUGCUAUAUAGUCGGCAUUUAGAAAAUCUGAAGUAUCAUAAAUAAAGUUAUUUAUUUAAUUAUACUACCAGUCUUUUUUACUGGUCUGUUUGGUGUGUUCAUUAACGGGUGGUGGUGUGAGACUAAAACUAGGACCCAAGCUAAUCUAGCUUUUGCUGCGGCUGAGCAAACAAACACUUUUGAUGGCUGGGAAGCCUUUCCAUUAGAGUUGUGCUUAAAUGAAGUAAUAGAAUUAUGUUGAUUAUUUUCUUUAUGAAAAUAAAGAAACUAGUUCUUCUGAGGAAGUUGAAAAAGCGUGGUGUAGAUGUUGGUGUCAGGUAGGUCUGACUAACCUCCCAGUGCUGUAGCCCAUAGUGAGGUAACCCAGGGCCAAACGUAGAGUGCUAGGGUUGUGCUCCUCUAUCCUUUAUGGUUCCUUCUUUUGCAGAAGGAGGUCCUAGAGCAAGGAUAGAAAUGUGCCAUUUACAAGUAGAGGCUUAUUUUGGAUCCCAUGAUAGCUGAUUUGAACUCUUUCAGUUUCAUGCCAUUUAGCUUUUUUUUUUUUUUUUUUUUAAGCAGCUUGGUUUUCUUAACUUUUUUGCUGUCCUUACAAACCAGUUACUAGGCUCAGGGGCCAACAGUAAAUUGCUUAUUAGAGCCAGUCAGAGCCGGGUCCAAGGAAUUUUCUAUUCCUUGUCCCAAAGGUUAUCUCUUAGAGGAAGUUAUUCUCUCUCAGCCAUUGUCUUAUAUGAUGGAUCUUUCCUUUUGGGAUCUUUUUAAUAACCACUCAAAACUUUCCAUUUCACUUAAAAGUAUGAAAAACCAUGGCAACAAAAAGGGCAGAAAAUUCCAAAAGGUAUACUUCUGAGAGUUUGUUUUACUGUGUGCUGAUAACUUUAGUUUAAAAUGCUUAAUGAAUCUAUUACUCAAGUUCAAGCCCAGAUAUUCAAGUGCUUCAGUUGAUCUCUCCUGGCCAUUUCUAUAUUCUUCUUACUGUUAUUAAUAACGAUGCUGAAGGAGUCCCUGUAAUUUGCAGCAUUGCUUACCCAUAUUUUUCUAAUGUUAGAAAAAUAUGGGCUUUUCUUCUCCAUUAUUCCUUUCUCCUGCUUACCAAAAUUCAUUAGAAAAAUAUGGGCUUUUCUUCUCCAUUAUUCCUUUCUCCUGCUUACCAAAAUUCACUUUUAUAGAGAAUGCCUUUUUCCAUACUGCCUAGUACUCAGAUCAGACAUGGGAGUACAAUCCUGAGAGUGGAGAUGAGUAGUGAGAGGAGUCAUCAUGAGGGCACUUUUUGUAUCUGGAACCAAUUAAUAUUGAUUUUAGUUCUUUCCUGUUGGACACUGAAUGCAUCUGAAUAGAAAAAUGUACUUAUGGAGCUUUUUGAUGCAAUGACUUUUGGCCUCUAUGGAAUUGAGGCACCUUGGACUUGCAUUCCCACCAUUAAUUUUCUAUUUCAUUGUUAAUGAUCUGAACCUGAGGAAAAGGACUUUAAAGAACUGGACUAGCCUUUUUGGUUUUCUAAUACCUCAUGUUUGAUCACUAGCCAGAUAUGAUUUCUUGGAAAUUGACUGCAUUUUCUAACUUGCAAUAUUAAGCUAUUGAGGAUAAAUGGCCAUGUCUAUUGUUACACUGAAUUUUGUGGCAAAUGUAAAGAGUAAAUGGAUUCUACCGGGAAUUAAAAUGAUUGUGUUCUAUUCUCUUUUUGGGGUAGGAGUUGUUUAGCCUGGUCUCCAAAAAGAUACAGAGCUUUUCAUCAUGAUCUUUAUAAACUAAUCUUGUUAUUCCUUUAUAAAUCUGCAUACCCGUAAGUUUUAUAGGGCAAAAGAAAAUGAGGAACAAGUGACUCUUGAGGAUGUUUAUUGAAUAAGAAGCUGAGACAGCUGAGCCAUGUCCUAAGGGAUCUUUCUCAUUUUCUUUGUGCCUAGUACAAAGUAUCAGAAGUAUUACUUUAGUAUCAAAGUAUUUGCAUCUAUUCCUAUCCUAUUAGCUCUUAGGGAGGGAAAUCAAUUCCAAUCACACUUUACCAUGAUGGAAGAUGUUUCCUCAUGAAAAAUGCCAAUACAAGUUUUAAAAAAUCUAUUCCAAAUGCACUUUCUAAUUUUUUGCUUUUAAAAUGGCUUCUUGGAACCAGGUUUAUUGUAUUUGUACUUAAUUUUUUGUUCUCAUCUAAAUGUGCAUUUUCUGACUGUAUAGAAGAAGCUUUGUUAUGUAAUUUAAUAAUAAAUUAGAAAUAUGAA